This is a messenger RNA of Stylophora pistillata, 3092 nucleotides long. RefSeq lists its product as uncharacterized. The record is from RefSeq and is a predicted model, not a curated record. Gene Ontology annotation, biological process: Notch signaling pathway. Lineage: Eukaryota; Metazoa; Cnidaria; Anthozoa; Scleractinia; Pocilloporidae. Gene Ontology annotation, molecular function: Notch binding; calcium ion binding.
AUGCAGGAGAACCUAACUUCCUCAAAUUCUAUGCUUCGCGACCUAGUAGCGAAAAAACGUAAGUCAACUGAGACGGAUUCAAUUUCUAAACGAGCAAAGCGUGGUGCAAGUAAAUCACUUCGCUCCGUCAAUGCUUCAGAGAAAGCACUUACGUCUACUUCAAAAGAAGUAACAGAUAGCGCUUCAGAAGAAGCAAGCGAUUCUGCUUCAGAGGAAGCAAACACGAAGACUCCAGAUGAUGAUACGCUCAGUAUAUUGGGUGAUGACAGCCAACAUGAUUUUUGUUCAGAAGAUGAGGAGGUAAACAAUGAUGACUUAUUGUCCCAAAUUACCACCUCAUUAAGCUCAUCCGACGAUAAAGGACCGCCAGUGUCCGAUAAACCCUCGAAACUUGUUAACGACAAGUUUCAGACUGAAUACACUGUUGAAAAACGUAAAGAGAUACUACAGAAGUACAAAGUACCAAGUAAUUCUAAAGAGUUGUUUGUGUCUAAAGUUAACUCGGAGAUUUGGACCAAACUUCAUGCAAACUCUAAGAGGAAGAGAAUGUUCUUAAAAAAGAUGAUAUUUGCUUUACAAAGCAGACCAACACUAACGAGCCUGGCCUGCCGCUGUGCGGAGGCAACACGAGAAAGAGGCUUUACACACUUUGGGCUGCAGAACUUUGGAGAAUGCUGGAGCGGAUCUGAUGCAGAUAAACAGUAUAAGCGAGAUGGCGAAUCAGACAAAUGUGUCAUGAUUUUCCAACAACCUUUUUCACUGUGCGAUAACUUGAACGACCCCAGGGAAUGUGCGGGAUACCCGAACGUAAACUAUGUCUACAGAAUUGAAAAUGAUGAUGAAUGCUCGAAGAGUCCGUGCAAAAACGGUGGAACUUGUGUCAACACGCCGGACGGUUUCAACUGUAAAUGCACGAAGGGAUUUAAGGGGGCUCUGUGCAAUGAAGAUGUGGAUGAGUGCGCAAACAGCCCGUGUAAAAACCAAGGCACCUGCGUUAACAUGAUGGGUGGAUUCCGUUGUAAGUGUCCUCAAGGAUUCAAAGGCGAUCUCUGUGAUGAAGACAUAGACGAAUGUGUCAGUUCUCCUUGCAAAAAUGGCGGUAGCUGUAUGGACACCUCAGGGGGCUUUACGUGUAUCUGUGUGCAAGGAUUCGAAGGAAAGCUAUGUGAACAAGAUGUGGAUGAAUGUGUAAAGAACCCGUGUAAAAACGAAGGGGCAUGCAUCAAUACCAUUGGAGGUUUCAGUUGUAAAUGCCGACAAGGAUUUAGAGGGGUUCUCUGCGAUGAAGACAUUGACGAAUGUGUUAGUUCUCCAUGUAAAAAUGGCGGAAGUUGUAAGAACACACCCGGGAGUUUCACUUGUGCAUGUCAACAAGGAUUUGAAGGCAAACUAUGUGAACACGAUGUGGAUGAGUGCUCUAAGAACCCGUGUAAAAACGGGGGGACUUGUGUCAACUCGCUCGGAGGAUUCAGCUGUAAAUGUCGACAAGGAUUUAAAGGAGCUCUCUGCGAUGAAGACGUAGACGAAUGUGUCAGUUCUCCGUGUAAGAAUGGCGGAACAUGUACGAACACUCUAGGAGGUUUUACAUGUAAAUGUCACCAUGGAUUCCAAGGAAACCUCUGUGACCAAGAUAUAAACGAGUGUGCACUCAGUCAACCUUGUAAGAACGGAGGGACAUGCAUAAAUAUCGUGGGUAGCUUUGAAUGUAAAUGCAGACGGGGUUACACCGGGACAAAUUGUGAAGAAGUCCUAGAUCCAUGUCAGAGCAGCCCCUGCCAACACGGAGGAACUUGUGUGAGAAGAAUGCGUGGUUUUAAAUGUAAAUGUGUCCCAGGGUUUAUUGGCAAACUCUGUGAAAAAGAUGAAGAUGAAUGUAGAAAGAGCCCUUGCCGAAAAGGCUCCACGUGCAUUAAUAAUAUAGGGAGCUUUCAGUGCUUGUGUCCCCCCGGAAUGCAAGGGAAACUGUGUAAACAAGACGUAAACGAGUGCCGGCAGCAACUGUGUUUGAAUGGAGCCACAUGUGUUAAUACGAUUGGUGGCUUUCGCUGCAAAUGUAAGAGUGGAUUCAGCGGAAAGUUUUGCGAGAAGGAUGUGAACGAGUGUAUACUUGGCUUCAACCCUUGUAAAAAUGGGGGAACCUGUGUCAACAAACACGAUGGAUUUCAGUGUCUCUGCCCACCUGGCAUUACAGGAAUGCUUUGUGAUGUUGAUGUAAACGAGUGCAAGCAACGUCUAUGUCAAAACGGCGCUACUUGUAAGAACACGCUGGGAAGUUUCGAAUGCAAAUGUAAGAGUGGGUACAGCGGAAAAUUUUGCGAGAAAGCCACCUGCUCCAGUCGAGAUCUGUAUGACCUAGGUCUGAUCAUCGACGGCAGUAGAAGCGCUGGAAACAAUGGCUUCGUUCAAACCAAGAAGUUUCUCUUAAAACUGAUCGACCAGUUCUCUGUGAGUUCGCACAAAACACACUUUGGAGUAAUACUGUACAGUAACAAGCCCCAAUUGAUGUGCGGAUUUACAGAUAAGCCAUUUUACCACCCACUCUACCUCAAACUGGCGAUCUUGGGUAUAGAGUUCCCGGAUGGAGAGGUGAGAACUGACAAGGCACUGAAAAUGGCGGGAGAACAGUUGUUCAAGGCAGGAAAAGACAGAGAAAACAUCCCGGAUGUGCUACUCGUGAUUACUAAGGGGAGAACUGGACAAGACAGCGAGCCAUAUAAGGAUGUUCUAAAACCUCUUAAGGAUCGUGGUGUGAACAUCAUAGCUGUUGGAAUUGGAGAUCAAAUCAGCGUGGAUGAGUUGAAAGAGAUCGCCCUGGGAAAAAGUGACAACGUCGUACACGUUCAAACAAUUGGUAACCUCAGACCUGAGAAACUCAGCGAAAAGAUUCACAAGAUUUGUUAGAAUAAGUUUAUCACUGCAACGAAAAGCAACUGGCAAUAUAUGAGAACGAUUCUUUUUACUACGGGAACAUAAAAUCUUUCAAUAUGAAGAGAUUUAACUUGUUUGAUUUAAGUCUUCUUACCAUAAACAUAAACUACUUGUGAUAGUUGCAAACAUAAAAAAAAAAAAAAUAAAACAAAAGGGGGUAGCUA